GCGCGUGGGUUCGCUUGGGUUUCACAAUUAUAACAACUUUACCUUCGCGGCCGAAAGGCAUUUUAUUGUCAAAUAACCACAUCGUGGAUGUUUUACCCAGUUAUUUGCAUUCAACCAUUGGCAUAGUUUUACUUUGGGAUGAAAAAUGUGACGUUCGAGGAGCUACCCGGAGAGCGCUUCUGUCCCCCCCGAAAGGAUUUACUCUAUCGAAUCGCAUCUUAUCAUCCUGGGAAAAAGUUUUUGAUCAUUCUGUUUUCUUCAGUUUCCUUCCUUUGAUUUGGCGGAGCAAACCGUUUGUCACAGCGUCGCGAUUUUCCAUGCAAUCGUGCGGUGUGUCUCUUGCCGUUGCUGCCUGCGCUGCUGCUCGGAGUCUCGGCUCGGCUUCUUCUAGUGGUGAUGAGGGAAAGAAAAUGGCGGCGGGAAAAGCGAGUGAAACAGAGGAGGACUUUCCGACACUGACAGCCCAGGAGAGGGACAGCUUGGCCGGGAUCGACAGCUCACUGUUUGGAUUUCUGAAGCUUCAUGAAGAUGGCGCCAGAACGAAGGCCCUGUUAAUGAAGGCUGUUCGCUGCUACGAUUCGCUCAUCCUUAAGGCCGAAGGCAAAGUAGAACCCGAGUUAUUCUGCCAGCUCGGCCAUUUCAACCUCCUCUUGGAGGAUUAUCCGAAAGCAUUAUCAGCAUACCAGAGGUACUACAGUUUACAGUCAGACUACUGGAAGAAUGCUGCCUUUCUGUAUGGCCUCGGAAUGGUUUACUUCCACUAUAAUGCCUUUCAGUGGGCGAUCAAAGCAUUCCAGGAAGUGCUGUACAUUGACCCAGGGUUCUCCCGGGCCAAGGAGAUCCACCUACGUCUGGGUCUGAUGUUCAAAGUCAACACAGACUACGAGUCAAGCCUAAAGCAUUUUCAGCUGGCUUUAAUUGACUCCAACCCCUGCACUUUGUCCAAAGCUGAAAUUCAGUUCCACAUUGCUCAUUUGUAUGAGAUUCAGAAGAGAUACCGGGCUUCCAAGGAGGCUUAUGAGAGCCUUCUGCAGACGGAGGAUCUCCCUGCACAGGUGAAGGCCACCACCCUGCAGCAGCUAGGCUGGAUGCAUCACACGGUGGAGCAGCUCGGGGACAGAUCCAGCAGGGACAGCUAUGCCAUCCAGUGUCUGCAGAAAUCCUUGGAAGCUGACCCCAACUCUGGACAGUCCUGGUACUUCCUUGGCAGGUGCUAUUCAAGUAUUGGGAAGGUCCAGGAUGCCUUCAUCUCCUAUCGGCAAUCAAUAGACAAAUCAGAGGCCAGUGCGGAUACUUGGUGCUCUAUAGGGGUGUUGUACCAGCAGCAGAACCAGCCUAUGGACGCCCUGCAGGCCUACAUCUGUGCCGUGCAGCUGGACCACAGCCACGCCGCGGCCUGGAUGGACCUGGGCACGCUGUACGAGUCCUGCAACCAGCCGCACGAUGCCAUCAAGUGCUACAUCAACGCCACACGCAGCAAAGGCUGCACCAACACCGCUGCGCUAACCCACCGCAUCAAAUGUCUGCAGGCUCAGUUGAGUAACCAUCAGCUCAGUAGCCUACAGGGUAAAAGUAAAAUGCUCCCUCUUAUUGAGGAGGCAUGGAGUCUGCCAAUCCCAGCCGAGCUAACCUCCAGGCAGGGAGGCCUGAGCAGUGCACCACAGCAGGCUUGUAAGCCCAAUCACAGCGCAGAGGGUGGGGGUUCGGGUCAGUCUCUGCCCCCUCAUGUGGCCUCGCUGGGCCAAGCAGAGGAUCCGUCCUGCCCAGCCAAGAGGAAGAGAGCCUCCAGCCCUGCCAAGAGUGACUCAUGGACCAGUAAUCCAGCACAGCAGCCAGCACCCAACUGGUACCUGUCCCCACAGAAAUUACAGGUGCUGGAACAGCUGCGGAGUAACCGAGCCAACCUGAAGCCCCCACAGCUUCAGAUGUUGGAGCAGCUGGAGGCUCAGCUCGUCAUGAUGCAGCAGAUGAGGCAGAAUGCAUCAGGGGGGCGGGUGCGCCCCUCUCUUCCCAAUGGCCCCGCCACCAACUUCCUCCCCUCCCCUAACCCCAGCCUACACCCUAUUCGGCCACACCUGGGGCCCCACCGGCCCCUUUGCCCACCUCAGCCGCUGGCCAACGGGCCCGUGGCCCUCGGGGCACACGGACACUCGGACUCUGUGGGAAACAGUAGUAACGGUAGUACUAACAGUAGUUGUAAUAAUCAGCAAGGGCCCACAGCCACAGGACCCAACGGAGACGUGCCUUACCCGCAAGCUGCCGGCAGCGGCAACGCAGCACUGCUACCUCACACCUGCACAAGCACGCAAACACAGGACGCUGCGCCGCACCAGGCCCUGCACCUAAACUCCUCUCAGGGGCUUCAGAAGGGGUGUGUCCCACAUGAGACAGGCUCAAGUAAUGAGGGGACCCCCUCUCACCCCCAGACCCCCAACUCCACUACCCCCACUCACCCCAACAAUCAGGUUGGACAUUCCACUAAUGCCCCAUCGCCACGGCAGCAGCCUCAUAACCACCUCCCCUCCCCUCCCUCCCUCCCCCACUCCUCUACCUCAGGUGGUGCAGGACUUGGCACGUCCGCUACCAAAGACGGCAACACCGCAGCCACUGUUGUCACCGCCGCAUCCCUCGGAAAUGGGGGCUCAGAGUGCAAGACGCCACUGCCGCCGCCAUCUGCUGACGGCAAAGUGGCCGAGGCGGACAGCCUAGCCAAUCACGUCCACUCGGCGGAUGGCGGCAAGGUGGCAGAAGGUGGCGAUAAGCCGAGCCUUAGCGCAGACAAUCCCAGGCUAUCUGCCCUGCUGGCGGGGGGGAAGGGCCCGGAGGAGAGCGAGCAGCCAUCAGAAGGGAGCGAAUCCACGGGGUUGGAUACCCACAAGAAAAUCAACAACAUCCACCCAGCCGCUCUGCCCUCCACUCCCCACGCACAGGGUAGCUCAGCCGCCUCCUCCCCCAUUUCUGCCAUAUCCACCGCCACACCGUCACCAAAAUCCUCAGAACACAUACAAACAGGCGCCCACAGUCCUGCCAUGACCACGCCCACUGCACCCACGGUCAAUGGAAAUGGCAAAGGAGGCAUCUCUGAGGACUCCCAAAGCCCAAUGAAGGCUGAUCCACCCACCACCACCAUCACCACCUGUCUCAAAGCAACAUCUCCACACGGACACGGCUCCUCCUCAUCAACAUCAUCAUCAUCCUCAAUAUCCAUCUACCCCAGCUCCACAGACGUGCUGAAGGCCUGCAGAAACUUGGGGAAGAACGGGCUUUCCAAUAGCAGUAUCCUCCUUGAUAAGUGCCCCCCACCCCGGCUCCCUCCGCCACCCUCACCCGUCCUGCCCAAAGACAAGCUCAACCCCCCCACACCCAGCAUCUAUCUGGAAAACAAGAGGGAUGCUUUUUUCCCCCCACUGCACCAGUUCUGCACAAACCCCUCCAACCCUGUCACUGUCAUCAGAGGCCUGGCUGGAGCUCUCAAACUGGACCUGGGUCUGUUCUCCACAAAGACAUUAGUAGAGGCCAACCCGGAGCACCUGGUGGAGGUCUGGACGCAGCUCUCGCAGCCUGCGGAUGAGAACUGGGACCCGACCGGCACAAAGAAAAUGUGGCGCUGCGAAAGCGCCCGUUCCCACACCACCAUCGCCAAAUACGCCCAAUACCAAGCCGCUUCCUUCCAGGAGUCCUUGAGGGAAGAGAAUGAAAAGAAGGCACUUAAGGAGCCCUCCGACACAGAGCCAGCGUCUGCUGAGAGAGCUGCAAGCAAAAGAAGGGGACCCUUGAAACACAUCAAGUUUGGAACCAACAUCGAUGUAUCAGAUGAAAGGAAGUGGAAGCAGCAGCUGCAGGAGCUCAGCAAACUGCCAGCCUUCGCUCGCGUCGUAUCGGCCGGCAACCUGCUCAGCCACGUCGGUCACACCAUCCUGGGCAUGAACACAGUCCAGCUGUACAUGAAGGUUCCUGGGAGCAGGAUACCGGGUCACCAGGAGCACAAUAACUUCUGCGCCGUCAACAUCAACAUCGGACCUGGAGACUGUGAAUGGUUUGCGGUGCCCGAGCCGUACUGGGGGGUGAUGAGCAACUUCUGCGAAAAGAAUAACAUCAAUUUCCUGAUGGGGUCAUGGUGGCCCAACCUGGAAGAUCUGUACGAGGCUGAUGUUCCCGUUUAUCGGUUCAUCCAGCGUCCAGGUGACUUAGUGUGGCUGAACACGGGCACCAUCCACUGGGUGCAGGCUAUCGGCUGGUGCAACAACAUCGCCUGGAAUGUAGGACCUCUUACCGCCCACCAGUACAAGCUAGCUGUGGAGCGUUAUGAGUGGAACAAACUUCAGAGCGUCAAGUCCAUGGUUCCCAUGGUGCACCUCUCCUGGAACAUGGCACGCAACAUCAAAGUGUCCGAUCACAAGCUGUUUGAGAUGAUCAAGUACUGCCUCCUGAGGACGUUAAAGCAGUGCCAGAGGGUGAAGGAAGCCUUGGUGUCGGCUGGCAAGGAGACCAUCCUGAGGCCGAGGACAAGGGACGAACCGGCCCACUACUGCACCAUCUGUGAGGUGGAAGUGUUCAACCUGCUGUUUGUGCGUCGUGAGCUCCUGUCCAAGAAGCAGUAUGUGGUCCACUGCCAGGACUGUGCCAGGAAAGGCAGCGCCACGCUGGAUGACUUUGUGGUGCUGGAACAGUACAGGAUAGACGACCUCAUGCAGGUCUAUGACCAGUUCACAUUAGCCCCUCCUCUUCAUUCAUCUUCAUCUUGACAUUAGGCGACUCCUCUGUCAUCUGCUCUGGAGCCAUGAAGCCCAUUCACAGGAGCUUGUGUUAAGUUUUUGAAACAAAAAAAUAAACAAGUAAACACGGACAUACACGGACCAUUUCUGAUAUUCAGGAAAGCCAAGGCCCUCUACCCUCCUCCCCACCCUCAACACCGCUCCCCCCUCACUCAUGGCUGGUCUCCAUAGCGAUGGCCGGAGGCUGAGGAGGCUGAGUGCAUCUGUCUAUGCAACCCCGUUUUGAAGCGCUGGGGCCUUCCAGAAGGGGGCGCCACACCCGGCCUGAUAACGGGACUAGUUUCUCUCUUCCCUCCCAGCCCUCCUUUCCCCCACCUCUACAGACAAUUGUUCAGCCCUGUUUUUUAAUGGAGGACUUAAUCACUUACAGUUGGGUACAGGGAGGGAUUGGGGGUUAGGACCGGGAUUCUUUAAGCGUGAUAAAAAAUAUUUUGUAGAUACUUGUUAACUGUCACAACUGGCAACACCACCCCGUAAAAGACUACUGAGUUGACGACCCCUCCUUCUGUCUCCCCUCUUUUUGUUUUCUUCUUCUUCUUCUUUUCUAUUCUGGUAACAGGAUGAAAUGUUGGUUUGUUUUAUGGAACUCUCCCAGAUUUAUUGUUUUUUUCCUUCUAAGGAGCACUAGACUAACUGUUCCUUUUCUAUAGUAGUCCUUUUAAAACUCUUUGGAAAACAAAAUCUCCCAAAAAAUCCACAAAAAAACAUGUAAUGUGAAGAGUUUAGGUGAUUUUUUUUUUAUGAUUUUUAUGUUCUCUUUGUGUUCUUUUCAAAACUGUUUUUGUUCUUUUUUAGGUAAAAAAAAAAAGGAAAAAAUAUGAAAAAAAUUUAGUAGCCAAGUCACAAAGAAAAUGGGUUGCACAUAGACUUAUGGAAUUAAGUUUAAUUUGUGAUUUUUUUUUUCUUUUAUGUUUCUAAUCUUGAUGUAAAUUUACACUAUUUAUAAAUACAUAUUUAUUGCUUGAAAAUAUUUGUUGAUGGAAUGCUGUUAUUUUUUCCAGAGUACCUGCCAUUAAAUUUGAAGGAGUUUUGUCAUUUUAACACGACUCCUCCUACAUUUUCUAUAUAUAAAUAAAAUUGCUUAGCAAGCAUUGUACAGAAACGGACAUUUAAAAUUGUUUUAUUGUUUGAAGAAUGUUUUAUGAGUCAAUAAACACAAAGUUGUCAAAUUA
Molecule: messenger RNA, 5947 nt
Organism: Melanotaenia boesemani (Boeseman's rainbowfish)
Lineage: Eukaryota; Metazoa; Chordata; Actinopteri; Atheriniformes; Melanotaeniidae
Product: histone demethylase UTY-like
Exons: 29
Coding region: 318-4745 (1475 amino acids)
Biological process (GO): regulation of gene expression; heart development
Cellular component (GO): MLL3/4 complex
Molecular function (GO): chromatin DNA binding; protein binding; histone H3K27me2/H3K27me3 demethylase activity
Source: RefSeq, a predicted model, not a curated record